This is a messenger RNA of Staurois parvus, 661 nucleotides long. NCBI's taxonomy places the organism in Eukaryota, Metazoa, Chordata, Amphibia, Anura, Ranidae. The record is from the annotation of a GenBank genome assembly.
UGAUAUGAGGUAUGGGGGUGACCAGGAUGCUGGUAUGGGGUAUGGAGGUGAUCAGGACACUGGUAUGGGGUAUGGGGGGGUGAUCAGGACGCUGGUAUGGGGUAUGGAGGUGAUCAGGACGCUGGUAUGGGGUAUGGAGGUGAUCAGGACGCUGGUAUGGGGUAUGGCGGUGAUCAGGACGCUGGUAUGGGGUAUGGAGGUGAUCAGGACGCUGGGUAUGGGGUAUGGAUGGGGGUGAUCAGGACGCGCUGGUAUGGCGGUGAUCAGGACGCUGAUAUGGGGUAUGGCGGUGAUCAGGACGCUGGUAUGGGGUAUGGAGGUGAUCAGGACGCUGGUAUGGGGUAUGGCGGUGAUCAGGACGCUGUAUGGGGUAUGGGGGUGAUCAGGACGCUGGUAUGGGGUAUGGCGGUGAUCAGGACGCUGGUAUGGGUAUGGGGGUGAUCAGGACGCUGGUAUGGGGUAUGGCGGUGAUCAGGACGCUGGUAUGGGGUAUGGCGGUGAUCAGGACGCUGGUAUGGGGUAUGGAGGUGAUCAGGACGCUGGUAUGGGGUAUGGCGGUGAUCAGGACGCUGGGUAUGGGGUAUGGCGGUGAUCAGGACGCUGGUAUGGGGUAUGGCGGUGAUCAGGGUGCUGGUAUGGGGUGAUCAGGACGCUGGUAUGG